Molecule: messenger RNA, 1869 nt
Organism: Cuscuta campestris
Lineage: Eukaryota; Viridiplantae; Streptophyta; Magnoliopsida; Solanales; Convolvulaceae
Source: the annotation of a GenBank genome assembly
AUUUUAGGAGAGAGAGUAAUAUUUUUAUUCUCUUGUGUGUUCCUUCUUAACCCUAGCAGCCGCCAACCUCUCCUCUUCGUUCUCUACCGCCUGAUGAAAGGAAAAAAAAAGAAUCUUUGGGAAGAUGGAAUUUCAUUCGCAAAUCGUUUCUCUAGAAAAGGAAGAAAGGAUAGGGCGUUUUACCGAGCAUCGUGUUCGUAUGAUUUAUAUAGAGUUUAAAUUACUUCCGAAGAUUGAAUCAUAUCACAAUCAAAGGAAAGAAGAACAGAGUACCGUUCAGAUUCCAUGUUCUCAGCACUGGAGUAAAUCCUUCCGCGAUUGGUCAAAAUUACCUGAAGAUAUGUGGGUUGAAAUCCUGUGUCGAAUAUCACAAAAGCAAGUUUCAAGAUACAAAGCAGUUUGCAUGACAUGGAAUCACUUGAUUAGCAAUGUUUGCAUUCCAAGACUGUACCUUUCUUCUGACAUUUAUGGGUUUCUUUAUAAUUCUAAGUCUGAACCAUUAUUGAGCUUCAGAUACAAUCGGCCACCAAGGAUACCAGAAUUAAGACCUGAUGACACAUGCUAUCAACUUAUACCAUCUUUUCCUCACAUACCGUAUUUUCUUAGUUAUUGCAACGGUAUGCUUUUGUUUAAUGAUAGUCGUAUCCUGCACUUUUUUGUUUGCAAUCCGGCAGUCAAUCAGUGUGUGACAAUACCUCCUUGUCCUGAUGGUUGUCGAAACAUGCAAUAUAGUUCACUGGCUUUUGACCUUAUCAGGUCUAUCCACUUUAAGUUAGUUUGCUUUCAUUGUGAAGGGUCUCCUAUCACAUUUUAUGUCUUCUCAUCAGACAGUGGUAGAUGGGAUAUACAUGAAGUUACUUUUGAACAUCCCGCAGCCAUGCAUAGAUGGUAUGAACACGCUGUGUACUCGAAUGGCGUGUUAUGCUAUUUAUCUGAAUCAAAGCAUCUCGUAUGUCUUGGCAUUGACCGCAUGAAUGCCAGUGCCAUUGACCUCCCGAGAAAGGACACCAUGGAACUUUUGGGAUUUAUUGGAGAGUCGAGAGGACAUCUCUAUCAUUCUAAUCAUGACCACAGUAAUAUCUUUUUCUGGAUGCUUGAGGGUUGUUUUGAGACUGCAAGGUGGAUUUGUAUGCUAACAAUAUGCAUACAAGAUGUGGUUGCUAACCCAAAGGUUGGUAACAUGUUGAAGCACCAGGGAAUAUCAACUUUCAUGCCUUAUGCUCUACACCCGGAAGCCAAUAUCAUUUUUAUAGGGACGCAUAAGAAUAUCAUUGCUUAUGAUUAUAGUGCUUGUGAACUGAGAGGUCUUUGGAAAAUAAAAGAAUUUAAGUCGCGUGCACUUGAUCAGCGUACUUUAUGGCUUUACAGACAAUGUUUUGUGAAUUUGAAAGGUUUGACAAGACAUCAUGAGCCAUAUUAUUUCUAAGCAACACAAAUAUGCUUUCUAAGUUGAAGAAGAAGAUGGAAGGAACUUGUUGCUAGCCUAAUAAUCUCCUUUUGCUUCCAAUGCAUCAAGAAUGUUUCUGCAAAGGGACGUUCUGAAGGGUUCUCUUCCAGCAUUGACAUCAAUAAUGACCAGAGAUUUUUUUACCAGCCCCUGUGUGUCCUCUGUAUUAUAUUACUCCUAUUGUCAGCUAAGCAACACAAAUAUGCUUUCUAAGUUGAAGAAGAUGGAAGGAACUUGUUGCAAGCCUAAUAAUCUCCCUUUGCUUUUAAUGCAUCAAGAAUAGUCUGCAAAGGGACGUUCUGAAGGGUUCUCGUCCAGCAUUGACAUCAAUAAUCACCAGAGAUUUUUUGACCAGCCCAUGUGUCCUCUGUAUUUCUCUAGAUGUAGCUCAUGUAUUUGUUUAAAAAAUAAUUGGUCCUAUU